Messenger RNA from Pipistrellus nathusii (Nathusius's pipistrelle), 2568 nucleotides. NCBI's taxonomy places the organism in Eukaryota, Metazoa, Chordata, Mammalia, Chiroptera, Vespertilionidae. The record is from the annotation of a GenBank genome assembly.
AUGGCGGUGGCGCGUGAGGACGCGGCUUUGCCUCCUGGAGAAGGAUUAGUGGUGAAUUGGUCAGGGAAGGGGCUACAGAAAUUAAGUCCAAACUUACCCUGUGAAGCUGACAUUCAUACUUUGAUUUUGGAUAAAAAUCAGAUUAUCAAAUUGGAAAAUCUUGAGAAAUGCAGACGAUUAAUACAGUUGUCAGUGGCUAAUAAUCGGCUGGUACGGAUGAUGGGUGUGGCCAAACUGACCCAACUCCGGGUGUUAAAUUUGCCUCAUAAUAGCAUUGGCUAUGUGGAAGGGCUAAAGGAACUAGUACAUUUGGAGUGGCUGAAUUUGGCAGGAAAUAAUCUCAAGGCCAUGGAGCAAAUCAAUAGCUGCACAGCUCUACAGCACCUCGAUUUAUCAGACAAUAACUUAUCCCAGAUAGGUGAUAUAUCUAAAUUGGUAUCACUGAAGACCCUGCUUUUACAUGGAAACAUCAUCACCUCUCUUAGAAUGGUUCCAGCUUAUCUACCAAGAAGUCUCGCUAUCCUUUCUUUGGCAGAAAAUGGAAUUCGGGACUUAAAUGAGAUCUCUUUCUUGGCAUCCUUAACUGAAUUGGAACAGUUGUCGAUCAUGAGCAAUCCUUGUGUGAUGGCAACUCCUUCCAUUCCAGGGUUUGACUACCGACCAUACAUCGUCAGCUGGUGCUUAAACCUCAGAGUCCUGGAUGGAUAUGUGAUUUCUCAGAAAGAAAGUUUGAAAGCUGAAUGGCUCUAUAGUCAAGGCAAAGGGAGAGCAUAUCGACCUGGCCAGCAUGUCCAGCUUGUCCAGUAUCUAGCUCUGGUCUGUCCUCUCACUUCUACACUGGGUCUUCAAACAGCAGAGGAUGCCAAGCUAGAGAAGAUUCUGAGCAAGCAGAGGUUUCAUCAGAGGCAGUUAAUGAACCAAAGCCAAAAUGAAGAGUUGUCCUGUCUUCCUCCUGCUGAAACAAAGGCACCAGAGCAUUCGAGCCCCCUUCAAGAUGGCCAGACAGUCCAGGAGUGCGAACCCGUCAUCCAAGUAAAUUCUUGGAUUGGGAUAAGCAGUAAUGAUGAUCAAUCAUAUGCCGUGAGGAGUAACUUUCCAGCCUCUAUACACACUACAAAGUAUUCUCGAAAUGACCUGCACCUGGAAGACAUACAGACAGAUGAGGACAAGUUGAACUGUAGUCUUCUCUCUUCAGAGUCUACUUUUAUGCCAGUUGCAUCAGGACUCUCCCCAGUAUCACCUACAGUUGAGCUGCGGCUACAAGGCAUUGACUUGGGCCUAGAAGAUGGUACAAAUGACUCUGUGAAAGGGCAGGAAGACCAGGAAUUGGAUAAAGAAGAGGAAAAAGCUUUGAGGACUACAAGUGAGAAUUCUGUUCAAAUGAUGAAAAAUGCAGUUGGUGCAGAGGUCAGUGAGAAAGAUGGGCAGGUACCUUGCCCUGAGCUAGCAGUAGCCAGUGCUCUCUCGAAAGGUGACACGAACAGCCUUCCAUCUUAUCCUGAGCCAGUUGAACACAGUGUCUUACCUACAAAACCAGACAGAAAAGAAACUGCGUCUGAAACUGCUUCAGAAGAAGUUCCUUGUGAGACUUUUCCCCAAAGCUCUGUUGCUUUGGUACAAGAUGAAGUUGCCCUUCAGAAACUGAAUGAGGCAGCCACAACACUGCAGGCUUGUUGGCGUGGCUUUUAUGCCAGGAACUAUAGCCCUCAAGCCAAAGGCGUGCGCUAUGAGAUCCGGCUGCGCAGAAUGCAGGAGCACAUUGUCUGCCUCACCAAUGAAGUAAGGAGAUUAAGAAAAGAAAGAGAUGAAGAACGUAUUAAAAAUUUUGUACAAGAAGAGGCUGUCAGAUUCCUUUGGAACCAGGUAAGAUCUCUGCAAGCUUGGCAGCAGACUGUGGACCAGCGUCUAAGUUCCUGGCGAACCGAUGUUCCUCCUAUUUCAAGUACUCUGGUGCCAUCUGAACAUCCAUUAUUCCCCCAAAGCCAGGAGCCCUCCUCUGAUCAAAAUUUGGAUUGGUUCGUUGCUCCUGAUGAAGCUCCUCAAAAGAAAUCCUUGCCGGAAUUUCCAGACUCUGGGUUUCAUUCCUCCCUAACAGAACAAGUUCACUGUUUGCAGGAUUCUUUGGAUUUUGAAAAAAGUUCCAGAGAAAGCACUGAAAGUUCGAUAAUGGGGAACUCCACUGACACAGUCAGGCAUCGCAAAAUGUCAGGUGUAGCGGAUGUUAGCGGAGAACAUGGUGAGUGGAGUAAGGAAAGCUCAAACAGUGAGCAGGACAAUAAUCUGCUUGAACAGUACUUAACUUCAGUUCAACAGCUGGAAGAUUCAGAGGAGAGGACACAUUUUGCUGACAGGGCAGGAGAUAGUAUGCUUCACAUAGAUCAUUCCCCUGAAAAGUUAGAUGCCUUGUCUGACAAUGCUUCUGUAGAUGGUACUCAUGUCACAUCUCCUGCUUUGCAAGAUGGAAUCAGCCAGACACCAGAGGAUUGUAAAUUAAAUGCAGAAGUUGAAGGGCAGCAGUCAGAGUGUGAUUCUACAUUUCAGGAAUUGCAUGUUGGUAUUGCAGUGUAG